UUUCAUAGAUAUUUUUAUAUAUUUUUAAUACUAAUAAAAAAUGAAUAUUUUCCCUUUCCUUCCUUUUUUUCACUUUGUUUCCAUUUCAAUUUCCAACAAACAAAACCAAUGUGGAUUCUAGUAUUCUACUAGACCGAGUGAACAGAGGUAGAAAAAAAUGAUAGGUACUAAAAGAACAGCGAAAACGACGCCGGAUUAAUUAAUUAAUUAUUCGAAGCCUUUCAACAUUGCAACGUAAACGACGGUGCCGUUUACUGGUGGCGUCACGCUACCUUCCAUCGUCUUCCAAAACGACGUCGCAUCCUUCAGCUUACUCCCACUCACGAUCGAUUCCUCUUUACCCCCCUUCCAAUUAUUUACCUCUAUCAACACAAUUCGACUUCUGAAUCGUCAAUGGCUUCUAAUUCAGACCAGUGGGUGAAGGAGUAUAAUGAAGCACUGAAACUUGGUGAUGAUAUUAGCAGCAUGAUUUCUGAGCAGAGUUCCUUUCCUGCAUCUGGACCGGAGGCUCAACGUCAAUCAUCUGCUAUAAGAAGGAAGAUUACAAUAUUAGGGACUAGGCUUGAUAGCUUGCAGUCCCUUUUGUCAAAGCUUCCUGGAAAGCAACCUUUAUCUGAGAAGGAGAUGAAUCGUCGCAAGGACAUGCUUGCAAACUUAAGGUCAAAAGUUAACCAAAUGGCUUCCUCACUGAACAUGUCAAAUUUUGCAAACAGGGAUAGCUUGCUUGGUCCAGAAGUAAAACCAGAUGUAAUGAACAGAAUUGUUGGCCUGGACAACAAUGGACUUGUUGGAUUUCAACGACAAGUUAUGAAAGAACAAGAUGAGGGCCUUGAGAGUUUGGAGCAGACUGUAAUCAGCACAAAACAUAUUGCAUUGGCAGUGAAUGAAGAGCUGGGUCUACAUACAAGACUCAUUGAUGACUUAGACCAACAUGUAGACGUCACAGAUUCCCGGCUUAGGCGUGUGCAGAAGAACUUGACAUUCUUAUAGCAACUUCUAUUGGGACCUAGUCUCUUGUUUAGCCAUUAUGUUAAUAUUGUUUACUUUACUAUAUAAUUUAUAUUUUGUUUCUGUUGUGAAAACAGCGUGUGCAGAAGAACUUGGCAAUUUUAAAUAAACGAACCAAAGGUGGUUGUUCUUGCUUCUGCAUGCUCUUGUCAGUCAUCGGCAUUGUGGUUUUGGUUGUUGUGAUUUGGCUGUUAGUCAAAUAUUUGUAACCAUAAAAUACCCUACUUGCCAUGCAACUUAUUGUUCAUGUUUCUGUAUGUAUGCACUGAAACAUUGCAACCGGUUUGAAAGGUGCUGUAUUGUAAUUGGCACAUGCAAGUGUUUAUAUAACGUGUGCCUCUUGUAAAAAUGUGAAUGUCGAAAACUACUGUGCUUAAGUUAUAUGUAAGCAAAUGUGUGAUUUGGGAGUGAAGAAAUGUUAUGCCGUGUUAUGUUAUGAA
Cicer arietinum (chickpea) is the source of this 1448-nucleotide messenger RNA. Its product is annotated as syntaxin-52-like. The record is from RefSeq and is a predicted model, not a curated record. Gene Ontology annotation, cellular component: SNARE complex; endomembrane system; membrane. Gene Ontology annotation, biological process: intracellular protein transport; vesicle-mediated transport; vesicle fusion. Gene Ontology annotation, molecular function: SNARE binding; SNAP receptor activity. NCBI's taxonomy places the organism in Eukaryota, Viridiplantae, Streptophyta, Magnoliopsida, Fabales, Fabaceae.